Messenger RNA from Fusarium musae, 1497 nucleotides. RefSeq lists its product as uncharacterized. Gene Ontology annotation, molecular function: protein binding. Lineage: Eukaryota; Fungi; Ascomycota; Sordariomycetes; Hypocreales; Nectriaceae. The transcript is spliced from 5 exons. The record is from RefSeq and is a predicted model, not a curated record. Bases 1 to 1497 code for a protein of 498 amino acids.
AUGGAUGAUACUGGAUCUUGGUUCCUGGACGGUGACUUCAAAGCUUGGCUGGACGGUGGUGCAGGCUCCCCAAGAAUCCUCUUGCUCCGCGGUAAAUCUGGUUCCGGGAAAACGACAUUGCAUGCCGCUGCAGUCGACCAACUCAAGUUCCAACAACAAGAAAGUCCUAAUACCGGAUUCGCGUUCUUCUACUGUUCAUUUGACGAUAGAGAGUCGCAACAGCCUCUCAAUAUCAUUUCGUCUAUCUUAUAUCAGCUUUCUGAAAAGCAUCCUGAAGCCCUAGAAAGUAUCGAUCAAUUGCGCAAGUCCGGAGAAGUCUUGGGCGAGAGUGCCAUACUCAAACUAAUCUCGGAACACUUGUCACAUUUUGACAAAUUCUACAUAUCAGUUGACGCAAUUAACGAGAGUUUUAGGUGCAUUGAAGUAUUUGAGAUGCUUGCGCAAAUCGUUACCGAUAACCCAAACGUGCGGCUGUUUCGGUACGCCCAAUGUCAACUCGACACCCUCAGCAGCCUCCGAACAGCAAAGAUGGUUUUCAACGCCCUAUAUGACCUCCCAAAGGAUAUUUACGGAGUAUACGAAAAGAUUCUGCUUAGCAUCCCCAAAGCAGAUAGGCUCCUUGCCAAAAAGUCGCUUUUCUUCUUGUCCGUAGCUUUACGACCACUCGCGAUACAAGAACUAGCAGAAGCCGCAGUUCUAGACGAUUAUAAUGCACGCAUCAAUGACGAGUACAGACUGCCCGAACCUAUAGUUUUACUAGAGAUCUGCCAAGGCCUUGUGGAUUAUGACACAGCAACAGGCGUGGUAACGUUAGCCCAUUCGUCAGUUCGGGCGUAUAUCACCUCGAGUCACACACGUGAAGGAGAUAUUGCCUGGUUUAGCUACGACAUCCCUGGCAUCCAUGCCAAUAUCGCCAAUAAGUGCCUAUCGUAUCUCCUUCUCGAAGAUUUCCAAGACGGCUGCUGCACCAACGAUGUGCUUGAUAAGAGAUUCGAGGAUUAUCCUCUUCUUCGUUACGCCUCUCAAUAUUGGCCACUUCACUCAAGGCUUUCUCACCGCGAAGGGCGCCAAGAGACAUCUGCUUUAUUAUUAUUUUGUCUAAGUCAUAAGAAAGCUGGUGGAGGUAACUUUAGCUUUUGGGUUCAGUGCCUGAUGCCCUACACAUCAAGGGACACUAUCAUAGCGAGCGAGCCUCUGUACUACGCUUCUUCCUUCGGGCUUACUGAUCUCGUCAAAAGUCUGCUGACGUCUGAGGGUGUAGAUGUCGACGCUCGGGGUGGCCGUUACAAAUCCAGCGCGUUGCAUGUAGCAUGCUACAGGGGCCAUGCUGAGAUAGCUCGCCAGCUGCUCGAAUGCGGCGCCGAUAUCAGCCUCCUUGAUAGUGAUGGACGCACCGCGUUAUUCUGGGCAGAAAAGCUGGGGCGAAGUGAUAUCGUCGAUCUUUUGCAGGAUCCCAAAGUAUAUGGACUAUCCGAUGUGGUUCUGCUGUGCUUGUAA